CGCGAUCCAAUAGAAUGCGCCGCUGUCCCACGUGACUGGCAGCGCGUGCGACGUGGUCUGAAAAGCUUGAGGCCUGCAACCCUGGAAAAUCCAGUAGAAAAUCGACUCUUCGCUGUACGUACCGAUGUACGCGUGACGCUUACUACACCGGUGUGAUAUAUAUGCGGUCCGUUUAUACAGUGUAAAAGGUACGCGUUUUCGUUUUUCCGUUCGUAAAAAAUCGAUCGUUUAUUAAAAUGAUAAAAUCGUUUGCUGUUUCGUCGCUGCAGUAUACGAAAUGUGUCGAUUGGUCUUUUCGCUCUAGUAAUCAUUGUUCGAUUAAAAUAUUGUCGCUCGUACUCGACUAAUUUCACUGAGCUCGUAUUAAUAUUACUCUAUCAUAACGUUUAAGAUCUAUAGUGAAAAAUGGACCAAGAUGAUAAUCAAAAAUCAGAUAACAAACGCCGUCAGUCUUUAAGUAUUGACAAGGCUGCAUUUCUAUUACUCCGAAUUAAGCGGGUGUUCAAAAAAAGAAGUCAAAGCCAACAAAUUGAAAAAAGAGAUAAAGAGGGACCACGUGGACAACAACCACCUCCGCUAUUGCGAUCAAGUACGUUGCCUGCCAUUAUUGUACCCGGCCUCAACAUUUUACAUGCUCAAAUUGGACCAAAUUCCACACCAAAUGGUAAUUUUGGUGCUAAGAAAUCUGUUAAGUCCUCGACAAAUGUAUUCCGUUCUCCGUGCAUCAAAUUCUCUCCGGUUGCGUCACCUAGCAAGUGUGGAAAGCCUAACAAACAUCAAAACCAUAACGUAGCUAACCGCCGUCGAAGCAGUGACGAAAAAGAUACGCGAACUGUUUAUUUAAACGAGGAAGACGAAGAAGAUGAAAAGGAAAAAAACGACGAAGAAAAAUUAAAUGUGAACGACAUUUUGGAAUGGUUCCCAAGGUCAGUGUCCUCGGACAGCAUCGUAGAGUCCACGUAUUGUGUGGACUUGGUGAGAAGGUUACCGUCUCCAUUGUCCAUAAAGGUGAAAGGACGUUUCUGCCCCGGAACGUCAAUAUCGUCGCUGAGAAACAAUGGCUCCAGUUCGGAGACACAAGCAAAACAACGUCAACAUCACCAUCCAAAGGCACGAGAGUCUCAAGUACACAACAUCAACAUUCAUUUGCACGGUCUGUUUGCCGCCGUAGAACACGGCCAACUGGAAAAAGCGAGGAACAUAUUGACAACAUGCGAGGUUCAAGUAAACAGUGUUAACAGCGAUGGGUUAACUCCUCUUGACGUUGCUUUUCUGAGCAACAACCGAGAUCUUGUUCGACUUCUAUUGACUCAUGGAGCUACAGAAGAAACCAGUAUGAAAAACUUAGAAACUCACCUGUCAAAUUUACUCGAAGAAGCCGAAGAUCGAGUCAUAGGACUGAGGCGUCGCGGAAACCAAGAUGAUUCACAAACCAAAUCGCUAGCACUAUGGGAGAGACGGAAAAGAGGCUUGAAGAAAAUGCGUAUUGGUUUCGAACAUGCCAAGCCGCCAGAUAAGCCAGAGAAAAUUAUCCUGGAGGUAACGGGAAACGAUAACGUCAGGGUAUCUUGUAUAGAAGCUGAAUACCCAGAAAGCGCUAUAUGUACUAAAUUUAACGUUGAAUGGAGUACAUCAGAAUCCUUUAAAAACUUAACAGGGUCUAAAUGUUUACCUGCAACUGACGGAGAAAUUACCAUUAAUAAUUUGGAACAUGGAAAGACCUACUACUUCCGAUGCAGUGCAGGAAAUCUGAAAGAUUUCAGUGACUAUCAAUACCCAACUCCAUUCUCUAUCACUAUUUCAAGUUGGUGGGACGUCUGUCAAGAUUCACGUCGAUGUUCCGCAGCAAUGAAAGUUAAGAUGGACGAUAUACUUGACAAAAUGAUCUCUAUUCGUCCAGACCUACACAGGUCUUUGUUCGAAAUCAGUGGAAAUGACUGUAUAUCGAAUACGAAAAGAAGAAAGCCGCCGACGUUUAAACAGUUAUUUAGCGGCAAUACUAAACUUCAUAAGAAUCUCCGGAGAGGUGUAUACCUUUCUUGUCUGCUGUACCACGAAGACAAAGUUCUGGUGACCAACGAGGACUACUUGCCCGUGGUAGAGAUCGACGAUACGUACCCAAAAGAAAUGCUCAACGAUUUCCAUUGGUUCUACAAAAUAGCUUUCGCGUGGAAGGAUCUCAAAUGGUUUAAGGACGACUUGGAGAAAUCGACUAAUAGUUCAAUUAGCUUCAGGACGAAACUCAUCCAAGCUGUCACCCAGAUGCAAGACAUUUUCAAUACACAAGACCUAGGUAAAGUUUACUAUAAACCGAUCCGUGACUCGGACGGCACAACUGUGAUAUGUACGGUGAAUAACGUAUGUCAGCCAAAAAACGUUGUCAACCUAAAAUGGACGCCAAUGGCUAAGAUUUUGAAGAAGUCAUCUCGGUCUGACAAUCUUACCGAUCUGCUGAUAUCAUCUAUCCAAGACCAAAUCAUGUUUUACCAAACAAGCAACACCAAACUGCAGAAAGGCUUAUAUGUCGGAUAUUUACUAAUGAGAAGCUCAGUAGACAUGUUACACGUCAUGGUGCCUUUACAAAAUCCUAACAUGCCCGUUUGUUACAAGAUACGUGAUAACCCACACGUCACUGCUGAAGAAUGGCUGUGGCUUCAGCAGGGUGCCGGAGCUCCAUGCGAUUACACGUGCCUCGGAUUCGCUACGCAAUUCAAGAUGGCCACCAACCGGCUGUUCUCGCUGGUCCAAAUACCGAAAGACAAACGGACAGUGCAGCGGGUGUACACCAGUGAGGUGAUCGAGGUCGACCGGGAUGUGAGCCUCAUAAUGAUCGUGCCGCCGGCCGAGGUGGCGUGCGCGGUCGGCGAGGGCAACCAGUCGGCCGUCCACCUGCACCGGAUCGAGCUGGUGCCGCUCAGCGUACAGGUGUUCGAGAUGAUACACUUCGGCACGUACCGACCGGACAUGCUACUCCUGUACGCCCGACUUUCCAGUGUCGUGCAACUGGACUCGGACGACGCGAGGUACUCCAUCAGGCAGGCGUGGAGUUCGUCCGACCUGGAAACGGCCAAGCAGCGGCUGGACACCGUCGAGUCGCUCGAAACGGGCUUGAACGCCGCGUGGAAACAUUUACGGUGGCUGUUGGACGUGAUGAACUUUGCGCGCGAGCGGCUGUUCCAGACGCAAGUGUCCAACUCCAACUGUUCAAAGAGCGCCAGCAACAGUCAGUUGGAAAUGAAGUCCGCCAAAAGCAACUCGCUGUUACAAUUGCCCGACUCGAAAUUGGUCAAGUCCCGUGGAAGUUGGCCGGGCCCGGGAUUGAACUCGAUGCGGACACUGGAAUCCGUUUGUCCGGAGAUAAGUCGCAGCGAACAAUACCUGUCGCCGCCCGUCCACGAUCGCGAGUACGGAUUGGCUAAAAAACAAAGUUGUUCCUCAGAAACUAGCAACGACAGCAAAGACGAACCGGAGUGCAACGACGGACAGUCGUCAGAUCUAGCCGAUCAACCGUCGAAGACCAAUCACUUAUCGGCUAAGGACGUGAAUAAAGUGGACGACGAAGGGUUUUCGGACGCGACGAUGAAGAGCGAAUCACUGGUGCCCGUUCCCGCCCCCGGGAUCAUUGAGGUGUGCGCGGCGUACGACACGGGCCUGCCGCAUCCCACCAGCCUGAAGUUGCACAUCAGCCCGACGACGUCGGCUCGCGAAGUGGUCCAGCUGUUCCUGCAGCAGCUGAACAUGUCCGUGGUGGUCAAAGGCAAGACCGGACCCAUAUACCCUAGCACCGAGUUCGGUAACUUCUGUCUAGUGUCUGUGACCGGGGCCCGGGAACGGUGUCUGCGCGACGACUUCAAACCGCUUCAGUUGACUCACCCGUGGCGGGACGGCCGCAUGUACAUCCGGCACAAACAGGACGUGCUGGCCGCACUCGAGCUCCAUUCGUCCAUAUUGACGGCAACCGCCACCAAACACCACUGA
Molecule: messenger RNA, 3978 nt
Organism: Rhopalosiphum maidis (corn leaf aphid)
Lineage: Eukaryota; Metazoa; Arthropoda; Insecta; Hemiptera; Aphididae
Gene: wake
Product: ankyrin repeat and fibronectin type-III domain-containing protein 1
Exons: 20
Coding region: 406-3978 (1190 amino acids)
Biological process (GO): regulation of establishment of bipolar cell polarity; signal transduction; establishment of mitotic spindle orientation
Cellular component (GO): spindle
Molecular function (GO): protein binding
Source: RefSeq, a predicted model, not a curated record